Pecten maximus is the source of this 4963-nucleotide messenger RNA. RefSeq lists its product as uncharacterized. Bases 673 to 2088 code for a protein of 471 amino acids. The transcript is spliced from 7 exons. NCBI's taxonomy places the organism in Eukaryota, Metazoa, Mollusca, Bivalvia, Pectinida, Pectinidae. The record is from RefSeq and is a predicted model, not a curated record.
UCCUCCACCUUCAAAACCUGGCACGUCCUUAAAUGACUCUGGCUGCUAAUUGGACGUUAAACAAAAACAAACCAAACCAAGUAUUAUAUCUGGCAGGCACUUCCUUAACCCUGGCUGUUAGUAGGAUGUUAAAUAUAAACCAAAGUAUUGUGUAUAUCAAAGAACAUUUUAAAGCGGAAUAUUUCUAUUGCCGAGUUUGUUUACCCUCGCAUAAAGCUUUUAGUAAAACCACAAAAAUAUGAACCACCCUGGGAAAAAUCCAAGACCAAAUCUAGGCCUAUCCUGGUUUCUUUUUCAUCUCAAGAAAAAAAGAAAUCACUCUUUAAAUGUAUAUCUAAUCUUAAGGGCAAUGAGAAAUACAACUGCAUCCGGAUCAGUAAUGAUCUCACCAAGCAGGAACGGGAAGAUGAAACUACCCUGAGAAACGAGGCAAAAUCAAGAGAAAGGAAUGAGUCGGGGAAACAUAUACACCGAGUACGGGGGCCGCCGUAGAACAGGAAGAUUGUCCGACUGGCAGUCAAAAAAGUGUAAUGGAGCGCACACACAAACAUACUGUUAUAAAUUUUGUUAUGACACAGAGCACAGAAAAAAAAAACAUGUUUAUUAUGAAGAAAAUAUACUUACCAAGUAAUCAACGUUUCUUUGAUAUCUUUUACAGAACGUGUUGAAAGAAUGGCAGAGGAGCCACUAUCAGGUCUAAGUGAUGACGAAAAGAGGCUGAAAUGCAUAGCCGAAAAUAAUUGUGCCGAAAUUUUGAGGAAAGUGAUUGAAUAUAAGGUCGGCAGCAGACAAUGUCCGUUAUUUUGUAAGGAAAUCUCCGAAAAGUGUAAAACAUUCUCUGAGGAUCAGGAGAGGCUUCUUCGACAAGGACACAUUUGUAAGUUCGAUAUAACACUUUGUGUAAAAGUGGUCAGAAACAUCGAUGGGAUAAAGCCAAGUAAGGAAAAGUGGAAUUCCAAAAUAACCGACAGCGACCAUUCUUUAUUUUCCUCGCUAAAGAGAAUUUUUCAAUUCCUUAAGGACGUAAUCUACAGUCCCGAUGAUGCAGAUUCGAGCCCUGAGGAACUGAUUCGUCUGGUAUCAACCGCUUUUAAAGAUACUUACAGGGAAUUAUUCGGAUUUGAGCGUGAUUUCUAUACAGAGUUGAAUUCCACACGCCCUGUACCGAAACCAGAUCGACCACCGGUGAAUCGACUGUCGUCGCAAGUGGUAACUGAUGCUACCAUCGAAUCCAGCGAGCGCACAGAUAGCGAGUCACAAGUGGUAACUGGUGCUACCAUCGAAACCACCAAGCGCACAGAUGGAGAGUCAGAAGUGGAUAGUGACAUUGAUCUAGAAACUGAGUACAGUUUCCUUCAUCUUUUUUCGCCCGAAGAACGAGUAGAAGCCAAAAGAAAGAUACCACUGAUUCAGAAAUAUAAGGAUAGAUUUCCACCUGAUCUCAAGGCUCCUCAAAGCGAUGUCAUGAUGGUGUGUAGUCAGGAGGACCGUGGUGCGGCCAAAACAUUCCUACAAAGUAUAGACAGCCUUAUCCUCGAUUUAGAAAAUGGAAGACGUGUAAAAGUUAAGACGGUGUUUUAUGAUGAUGCACGAUUUGAAGGAACUGGAUUAGGAUCUUUGCAGAAAGCUUAUGAAAGAAGCACGUAUGCAUUCCUGUAUGUAACAAAAUCAUUCGUUGGUGAUGACUUUAAAAAACUAGUAGCAGAGUCAUUACUCAUGGAUUCUAUCACUGAUGAAACAAAGAAAUGGAGGGUGGUACCAUUACAUACGUCGCCUCGCGAAAAUAGACAAUAUAAAGAACCCUUCGGUAUCAACGCUUUGAAGAGCCUAAACGUUUUUCAACAGGAUGAAUUUUAUUGUGAUAUGAUAAGGAGUCUUCUGGGAAAUAAAAUACACGAAAGAGAAAAAAGAGAAUUUGAUAGGUUCGAAAAGGAAUACCAGGAGGCCUUGAGAAUACAACAGUUGAGCUUGCAAGAUACACAGACACAGAGAAAUCUGCCUGUAGAAGUCGUGCGACCAAUGAAAAAUUUUGAGGAUUCCCAAUCCGCGCCUAAUGACGAGCGGACAAAAGCCCAGGCAUCAUCAUAAUGACUAGGAUAUACGUUUCCUGGCAACCCUGCAUUGACAAUCCAGCAAAAAUAGAACACGUGUAUAGUUUCACACGAGGGAAGAAUAUAUACAAUUCAGAAAUCCACACGUGCUAAUAGGAGAGCAUGUUGGUAUCCUGGAAAUUAUUCAAACAGUGAGAUAUGCUAUUUAAUGCCGACCUCGUGAUACCCCCGUGGUACUUCUGGUGAACCUCAAUGCAUUGCGAGACUCAUAACAGACGCGUUUUCCUAGACUUUGAAUUUAUUUAUGAAUGGCAGCUAUAUAUCGUCUCUUGUGAAAGUUGGUACGACCAUGAUAUGAGCAGGUUUGGUCACAUGCCGGAUCAUUAUAAGGUAACACACCACAGAAAAACUUGGUGGCCAUGGGUGUUUUUUUUUGUUAAGCAAAUAACUCAUGUAUUAUGAUAUGCAUAAAAAUGUAAAAAAAAAAAUAAUAAUGUACACUAUAAUUGGCAUUCAUUAUGAAGUAGUACAUACAGGCUUCACAUUUGUUAAAACUAAAAUAAAUAGAUUGGUGCCGGAUUUUAAAUUUCCGGAUUUUCCGAAAGUGUGUUUACACAGGACACAGGUUUUGCCGACAGCGAAAGAUGGAGGCUCAUAAUCAAGAUAACAUUGCGGGAAAUCUUAAUGUACAACAUUUGUCAAAACAAAAUUAAUUUUGUCUUUAGGAUAGAGAUAUUCAAUUUCAAAUAGGUUUCAGAAAAACAAUUGGGUAAAGAAUUGUGUCAUUUUGGGUCAAACAUAAUAUUUUGUAAUUUUGAAGUUAUUUUGAAGUUGUUACCAUGGUAUUUAAAGGUCUGAAGAACACCGAAAAAUAGGUUUACUUAUCCUUCACAGCUGUAUUAAAAUUGUAAAUGUUGUUUAUAUUACAAAUAUAUAUACUUUAUUAGAGGUAAUAUGUAGGGUUAAGUGGAAAUGUUUACAUAUCUAAAACGUGCCAUAUUUUUCAGAAUUGGGCAUUUUUACUCCAUGAGAGACUUGGAGAACUGUUAAUGAGCAUAAUAUUAGAUAGAUAGUCCAAUGGGACAUAUCAGUCACCUUUGAUAAUGAUUUAUUUUGGUACUACAACUUUGUAUUGUUUCAGCAGUUCUUCAGAUUCCAUGAAAUAUGCCUUUAUGUGCGUACAUUCUGAUCGGUAUAUCGCAAAAAAAAAAAAAAAAAAAAACGAAUAAAUUUGGGAACCUAUUUGCACUUCUUUCCAAAGACAUUCUUUUUCCUAAUAUCUCCCAUAACACUGCUUCAUUUUUGGAUUUAGUUGAGUGUUAAUUCUACAUAUAUACUGUACCAGAUUCUUUAAAAAAUGAUCGAUUUUACUUGUACUCUCAGCAUUUUAGGAGUAAUUAAACUACAGGUAGGGCGUAAGGUUUGUAUUUGCUGCCCACAUUGCUUGAUUCGUAAAAGGUGACUUAAUUUAGGAUAUUAUCCUUUCUCAUCUUCCUUUAUUAAUAAUACCUUUCUUGACAGUGCUUCACUUUUGCCCUCUAGUUCAGAGUUCGUCCCAGUGAGAAUGGCUUUGAGUCCUUUCCCCUGAUUGGGUUAUACCAGAAUUUCUCAAAAUAUUUGCUACUCAUGCUUAGUUCUCGGCCUUUGAAUCGACCGUAACAGUAUGAUUGUUUAGCGAUUCCGUCUGUCCUGCGAAAACAUUUUGUUUGUCCAUGGAUUUUCUCGUACAUUUUUCAACAUUUUUCUUUGAAACAUUUUUGAUUGUACUUGUUUUUGUAAUAUAUAAUCAUGAAACAUUGUAGUUUUUUUUCUGAGCAACAUUUUGAUCUGACAAUAUUUGCAAAUGUUCGGGAUAAUAAUAGCAAUUGUAUAAUCUGAGUUCUUCUGACUUUGUUUUAAACUGAUCUGUAUGAAAUUUAUGUUUGAUAGGAUUUGUUACCAUCACAUGUAGAUAUAUUUUUAAAGAAGCAUUUUAGUAAGAAUGUCGCUGCCAUCUGAUGUUAGUUUGUUGUUCCGCCCCACGGUACUCAUGUUGUCAGUUAUGAUAUGGUGUCCUGCUGGCGGGCUAUUGACAGUAUACCUCAGUACGGUAACAGUAAUAUAAGUCGUCAUUAGUUCCGUUCUAUCACAAGGAGGAACAUCAGAGUAGAGUGCAUCCUCCCAAAACGGUCACUACACGCAUUCAGUUCGCACAUGGGGGAGUCUGUCCUUUAAUAUCUGGGAUACGUCUACACACAGAACAACGAUACAAUUAAGACAAGGAUACCAUCGCUGUUGAUAGGAUGUUAAACAGUACAUUUUGCGUAAAGAAUCGUAAUUCAAACAAGGACAUUUCAUAGUUGAUGAUGUUUGGUAACAUUUUAGUUUCUGUGUUAUCGUUAUAUAUGAAUAUGUCAUAUUUUGUACUGGGGCUUCACUGAAGGUACUUUUAAGUUAUUUUGCGCAAUACCAAAACACUCAGUAGACGUAUAUCUACCAAUAUAAUCAUUUUGUGCCAUAUUUUUGAUAAUUUAAAUAAACAUAACUUUCUCCAUGGUUUAUCAUUUGACAUUUCAUUAUUUUGAAGAAAAAAAACCUCAUUCAGCACUAUCCAAUCAUGUGUAAAAGCCGAUAUUCUUGUAAUUGAAUACUGAGUACUGGUUUUAUUGACUAUAUGACCAUGGUUAAUGUUUUGUCGGCAUGAGGAAGUUUGUCUGCUUUGGAACCAUCUGUCCGACAAUUGGGUUACAGUUUCCGGUCCCAAUAGUGCCCAUCAAAAUGACUUAGAUUUUUCUUUUCAAAGUUUUAGCUAAUUACCCAAUGAUAAAAUAUUAGCGCAAGGAUAAUUGGCGCACUGAUGUUAUUUGCUGGAGAUAACUUCUAGAAAGUGUAUUAAGUGUAAUACUUCCAGCGCAGAACAACAACAACAACAA